AGCGCUUCUUCGCUGUCCCCACUCUUCCUCGGAGAGCAGCCGGGGUGCAAGGACCGACCGACUAACUGACUCCCUGCGGGGCCGCACUGCCUAGGGGGCGCGGACACCAGGUGUCCAGGGCCAGCCCAGCCCUCUCUACCCCCUCGUGCCCCGCCCCGUCCCGUCGGGGCCCGAUGGCUCCUUCGGAGGCACGCAGUCCGGGGGGCGCAGGGUAGAGCUCCGCAGCCCCGCCACGUAGCCCGGGGACUCCUCGGGUCCUUCCGGAGCCCCGCGGAGUCCCCGCCGUCUGUCCGGCGGCAUAAGGGAGCGAGUGGGAGAGCCCUCCCCACCCCCCGCCGCCCCCUCCCCCGAGCGUCGAGACAAGAUGCUUCCCGGGCUCCGGCGCCUGCUGCAAGGUCCUGCCUCAGCCUGCCUCCUGCUGACCCUCGUGGCCCUCCCUCCUGUGACUCCCAGCUGCCCUAUGCUCUGCACCUGCUACUCAUCCCCACCCACGGUGAGCUGCCAGGCCAACAACUUCUCUUCAGUGCCGCUGUCCCUGCCACCCAGCACCCAGCGACUCUUCCUGCAGAACAACCUCAUCCGCUCCCUGCGGCCAGGCACCUUCGGCCCCAACCUGCUCACCCUGUGGCUCUUCUCCAACAACCUCUCCACCAUCUACCCCGGCACCUUCCGCCAUCUGCAGGCCCUAGAGGAACUGGACCUUGGUGACAAUCGGCACCUUCGCUCCCUGGAGCCCGAUACCUUCCAGGGCCUGGAGCGUCUGCAGUCGCUACAUCUCUACCGCUGCCAGCUCAGCAGCCUGCCUGGCAACAUUUUCCGAGGCCUGGUCAGCCUACAGUACCUCUACCUCCAGGAGAACAGCCUGCUCCACCUACAGGAUGACUUGUUCGCGGACCUGGCCAACCUGAGCCACCUCUUCCUCCACGGGAACCGCCUGCGGCUGCUCACGGAGCACGUGUUCCGCGGCCUGGGCAGCCUGGACCGGCUGCUGCUGCACGGGAACCGGCUGCAGGGCGUGCACCGCGCGGCCUUCCGCGGCCUCAGCCGCCUCACCAUCCUCUACUUGUUCAACAACAGCCUGGCCUCGCUGCCGGGCGAGGCGCUGGCCGAUCUGCCGGCUCUCGAGUUCCUGCGGCUCAACGCCAACCCCUGGGCGUGCGACUGCCGCGCUCGGCCGCUCUGGGCCUGGUUCCAGCACGCGCGGGUGUCCAGCUCCGACGUGACCUGCGCCACCCCGCCCGAGCGCCAGGGCCGGGACCUGCGCGCGCUGCGCGAGGCCGAUUUCCAAUCGUGCCCGCCGCCCACGCCCACGCGGCCGGGCAGCCGCGCGCGUGGCAACAGCUCCUCCAACCACCUGUACGGCGUGGCCGAGGCGGGCGCGCCCCCCGCGGACCCGUCCACGCUCUACCGAGACCUGCCCGCCGAGGACUCGAGGGGGCGUCAGGGCGGGGACGCGCCCACCGAGGACGACUACUGGGGUGGCUACGGCGGCGAGGACCAGCGGGGCGAGCAGACGUGCCCCGGGGCCGCGUGCCAGGCGCCCGCAGACUCGCGUGGCCCCGCGCUCUCGGCCGGGCUGUGCACCCCUCUGCUCUGCCUCUUGCUCCUGGCGCCCCAUCACCUCUGACUGCGGUGCUCAGACGGAAGAGGCCACGGCCUUCGCCCCGCUCCCCUUCUCCGCCCCUCACCGAGCUGCGGCUCCAUCCUCGCCCCUUGUUUGCGGCCCGGCCUGGCGCCUUCCCUAGGCCCCCCUCGCUCCUUUUCUUCCCCGGGACCACGCUGCCUCAUUUGCCUUCUGGGCUGUUCUGACUUACGUAUGGCAGCCCCUCAGGCGGUGUCUAAGGUGGCUCGGCCCCAUUCGCCCUGAUUCUAGCCACUAACUCUUGUUCCCCAAUCCCAAGGCUGGGGCGGGGCACCCCAGGCAGCCGAUGCUCCUCUCUCCAGGGCCCCACAGUGGACUGGAGGGGCUUUUGUCUGUAGAGCACCUUCCACCAGCAGAGCCUUUGAAAGCUCCCCCGGGAGCCUCCCUUCCUCCCCGGAACCUUGGGAGGGAUGCCUCAGCAAGGCCCAGGCUGCCCCUGGACCCUGCUUGUCCUCAUCCCUUUAGCCUCCUGACACCUGGAGGAAUACUUUUCUCCUAAGUCUACCCAGAACACUUUUUAGGGUGCCUGGAGAGUAGUUUCCUCUCCACCAUGGCCCCUGUGUGGUGAAGAUCAAAAGAAGUUGUUUGGGGGAAAGUUUAUUAAAAAAUUCUAUUAUUUUA
Messenger RNA from Peromyscus maniculatus bairdii (prairie deer mouse), 2263 nucleotides. It is a transcript of the gene Rtn4rl2, whose product is annotated as reticulon 4 receptor like 2. The record is from RefSeq and is a predicted model, not a curated record. Gene Ontology annotation, molecular function: protein binding. Lineage: Eukaryota; Metazoa; Chordata; Mammalia; Rodentia; Cricetidae. Gene Ontology annotation, cellular component: plasma membrane.